AUAAAAGCUUCGAGGACGCAUUCUGCGUACAUUUUCUUGGUUACCACCCGGAUUGUUGUUCACGUGCUAGACGCCACAGGACCUUGCGCCCGCUUGUCGCCUCCGCGCUUGAGGCAGCCAUAGAUACUCUGAGUUCCCAGAAUCCCAACGCCUGAGGGUGAGAUGAACGCGCUGGCCUUCCUAGCCGUCCGGACCUGUGAUCGCUUCUGGCAGCCCGAGCCGGCGCUCCUACCCCCGGGGUGACGUGCAGUCCCCAGCCGCCCAGACACAUGGCCCCAGGCCAAGCACCCCAUCAGGCUGCCCGCUGGAGGGAUGCCCACCCUUUCUUCCUCCUGUCCCCAGUGAUGGGCUUCCUCAGCCGGGCCUGGAGCCGCCUGAGGGGCCCGGGACCUCCAGAGCCCUGGCUGGUAGAAGCAGUAAAAGGAGCAGAAGCUGGCCUGGAGGGAGAAGCUAAGACUCCUCUGACAACCCCCGCUACCCCUUGGGGCGGAUACUCUGAAGAGGAGGCUGAAGACAGUGGACGCCCUGAAGGGAACAGAGAAGAGCUGGACCUGAAAACCAGCACUUCCCUUCCUGAAGCCUGGGGACUUUCAGAUGAUGACAAUAAGUACAAUGAGGAAGAAGCAACCGGUGUCCCUAGAGGGCAGGGAAGUCAAUUUGCAGAUGGCCAGCGAGCUCCCCUGUCUCCCAGCCUUCUGAUAAGGACCCUGCAAGUUUCUGAUAAGAACCCAGGGGAGGAGAAAGCCAAGGAAGAGGGAGUUGCUGAAGAUGAGGGAGUCAACAGGUUCCCUUAUCCUCUGUCACACCGGGAGUGUUGUUCAGCGGUAGAGGAGGAGGACGAUGAAGAAGCUGCAGAGGAAGAAGCUUGCAGAACCUCCACUUCCGUCCUGUCUCCAGGAUCCAAGCCCGGCACUUGGGUGUCUUGCCCAGGGGAAGAAGAGAGUCAAGCCACGGAGGUCGACGGAAGAACAGAAAAAAGUCAAGGAGCCAGGGAGACCCCUGUGUCACCCACAUCUUCAGGCUCUUACUCCACGGCCUGGGAGUAUCAUUCAGGAGAGGCGUCCAAGGAGAAGGAAAAGGCACACGAAGAAGUUGCGAAAGGAAAAGCUGCCCCAGGGCCACACUCCUCAGCCCCAGCUCCGAGUCCCCAGCUCAGGGCCUGGCGAUGCCAACCCAGUGAUGAAGAGGAAGGUGAGGUCAAGGCUUUGGGGGCAGCCGAGAAGGAUGGAGGAGCUGAUCCUCCCUGCAUCCCUGCCGCAAGUGCCUUCCUGAAGGCCUGGGUGUAUCAGCCAGGAGAGGACACAGAGGAAGAGGAAGGGGAGGAAGAAGAUGAGGACAGUGACUCUGGAUCAGAUGAAGAGGGAGACGCUGAGGGUUCCUCUUCCACUCCUGCCACAGGUACCUUCUUGAAGGCCUGGGUGUAUCAGCCAGGAGAGGACACAGAGGAAGAGAAGGCGGAAGAUGAGGACAGUGAUACGGGAUCAGCUGAGGAUGAGGGAGAAGCUGAGACUUCCGCUUCCACACCCCCUGCAAGUGCUUUCUUGAAGUCCUGGGUAUAUCGGCCAGGAGAGGACACAGAGGAGGAGGAAGAUGAGGACAGUGAUACGGGAUCAGCUGAGGAUGAGGGAAAAGCUGAGACUUCUGCUUCCACACCCUCCGCAAGUGGUUUCUUGAAGGCUUGGGUGUAUCGGCCGGAAGAGGACACAGAGGAGGAAGACGAGGAUGCAGACAGUGAGGAUACGGAAGAUGAUUCAGAAGCAGCUGUGGGAGAAACUGAGUCAACCCCACAUCCAUCCCACCCAGCCCAGAGUGCCCGCUUCAGGGACUGGGUAUAUCGACCUGGGAAGAAGACAGAGGAAGAGGAAGCUACUGAGUACUGGGGAGAAACUGAGCCCUGCCCCUUCCGAGUGGCCAUCUAUGUACCCGGAGAGCAGCCACCGCCUCCCUGGGCUCCUCCCAGGUUACCCCUCCGACUGCAGAGGCGGCUCAAGCACCCAGAAUCACUGACCCGAGAUCUGGACCCUGAGACUCCCUUAAAGGCCAGAAAGGUCCACUUCUCUGAGAAGGUCACCGUCCAUCUGCUGGCUGUCUGGGCAGGGCCAGCCCACGCCGCCCGCCAGGGCCCCUGGGAGCAGCUUGCCCGGGAUCGCAGCCGCUUUGCACGCCGCAUUGCCCAGACCCAGGAGUUGCUGAGCCCCUGCCUCACCCUUACUGCCCGGGCCAGAGCCUGGGCACGCCUCAGGAACCCACCUUUAGCCCCCAUCCCUGCCCUCACCGAGACCUCGCCUUCCCCCUCUGUCCCUUCAUCCCCAGUUCAGGCCACACCCUUGAGCCAAGCUGUGGCCACACCCUCCCCCUCCUGUCUAGGUCCCCUGGACCUCAGUGGGAGGCGUGGCUAAGACCAACUGGUUUGCCUAUAAUUUAACUAUUUAUUUUUUUCUACGUGUGGGUUUAUGUAAGGAAUAAAGCCUUUUGAUUUGUAGC
Molecule: messenger RNA, 2484 nt
Organism: Saimiri boliviensis boliviensis (Bolivian squirrel monkey)
Lineage: Eukaryota; Metazoa; Chordata; Mammalia; Primates; Cebidae
Gene: PPP1R15A
Product: protein phosphatase 1 regulatory subunit 15A
Biological process (GO): response to endoplasmic reticulum stress
Cellular component (GO): endoplasmic reticulum; protein phosphatase type 1 complex
Molecular function (GO): protein phosphatase regulator activity
Source: RefSeq, a predicted model, not a curated record